AUGAUCGGCUCCAAGCUAACAUCCUCAGCACUGCUCGACCACUACAACAGCCCUCGCAAUGUCGGAUCGAUGGCCAAGGGCGACACGGACGUGGGUACCGGCCUGGUUGGCGCACCGGCGUGCGGCGACGUGAUGAAGCUGCAGAUCCGCGUUGACGCCAACAACAACACCAUCAGCGACGUCAAGUUCAAGACGUUUGGCUGCGGCUCCGCCAUCGCCAGCUCCAGCUACCUGACGGAGCUGGUGCGCGGCAUGACGCUUGAGCAGGCGGCUCGCAUCAAGAACACCGAGAUCGCCAAGGAGCUGUGCUUGCCACCCGUGAAGCUUCAUUGCAGCAUGCUCGCUGAGGAUGCCAUCAAGAGCGCGAUCCAAAACUAUUACUCGAAAAACCCCAAGGCACGCGCGACGGACCUCGGCGGCACCGGCGCCCCGCUUCCCAAGGUUGAGGUUGAGACCAUCACCGAGACUCCUAACACGGCCACUGCUGUGUAA
Messenger RNA from Diplodia corticola, 492 nucleotides. Its product is annotated as iron sulfur cluster assembly protein 1. Gene Ontology annotation, cellular component: mitochondrial matrix; cytoplasm. The coding region runs from base 1 to 492 and encodes 163 amino acids. The record is from RefSeq and is a predicted model, not a curated record. NCBI's taxonomy places the organism in Eukaryota, Fungi, Ascomycota, Dothideomycetes, Botryosphaeriales, Botryosphaeriaceae. Gene Ontology annotation, biological process: iron-sulfur cluster assembly; intracellular iron ion homeostasis. The transcript has 2 exons. Gene Ontology annotation, molecular function: 2 iron, 2 sulfur cluster binding; ferrous iron binding.